AUGACCCCUGACCCUCUGCUCCCUUGCAGGUAUGCCAGUCUCUACUUCUGCUGUGGUCUGGAGGACCAGGACAAUGAACUGUUGACCCUGGAGGUGUUGCAACGAUAUGUCGAGCUGCUGGACAAAUACUUUGGCAACGUGUGUGAGCUGGACAUAAUCUUUAACUUUGAGAAGGCCUACUUCAUCCUGGAUGAGUUCCUGGUGGGAGGAGAGAUCCUGGAGACCUCCAAGACAGCUGUGGGCAUCGCUAUGGAGGAGGCAGAGACACUACAAGAGACAAUGGAGGAGUAUAUGAGUAAACCGACCUACUGAACCAAUAACAGGGACGUGAGUCGAAUCUUAAGACUGAAGAAUCCUUUUCUCAAUUGCCAUAAGUGCCACAACAUUUCAAAGAAGACUUAUUCAACUGGAAUACUCUUCCAUUCAGACAGAAUACAUAGUCUGUUUUUAUAUAAGCACGUUCUAAUAUUAUUAGUKUUUUUUGUACUUUUUACUCCUUUUUCUUCCCAAUUGGUAGUUACAGUCUUGUCCCAUUGCUGCAACUCCCGUACGGAC
This is a messenger RNA of Salvelinus sp. IW2-2015, 555 nucleotides long. Its product is annotated as AP-1 complex subunit sigma-3. Gene Ontology annotation, molecular function: clathrin-cargo adaptor activity. NCBI's taxonomy places the organism in Eukaryota, Metazoa, Chordata, Actinopteri, Salmoniformes, Salmonidae. The record is from RefSeq and is a predicted model, not a curated record. Gene Ontology annotation, biological process: intracellular protein transport; vesicle-mediated transport. Gene Ontology annotation, cellular component: membrane coat; intracellular membrane-bounded organelle; AP-1 adaptor complex.